Caenorhabditis angaria is the source of this 1566-nucleotide messenger RNA. NCBI's taxonomy places the organism in Eukaryota, Metazoa, Nematoda, Chromadorea, Rhabditida, Rhabditidae. The record is from the annotation of a GenBank genome assembly.
AUGUUCUACUAUUCUCAAUGGCGUGCUCAAAACUGGUCAACCUAUGACUAUUCAGCUUCAGCUAUCUAUUGGUUCACCGGCUCAAUCGCAAUCACAAUCAAUAUUUUGCUUCUUUACCUAAUCAUUUUCAAAUCACCAAGUUCUCUCAAAUUAUACACAGUGUUUCUGAUCAAUGUUACGCUGGGUGAUUUGGUUUUUUCGAUUUCGACUACGAUGGCACAAAUUCGAAUUAUUCCCAAUAAAUGGGCUUUUGCUUAUGUUUCUUUGGGACCUGCGGGGAUUUUGGGAGGAGCUCAGGUGAGGUUUGGUUCAAAUACUAUAAAGUUCAUAAAUCAUGAACAUAUCAAAACUUCCGCUAAGUCACCUCCUGAUUAAUUCAAUUUCUAACCAAAAAAACGAGGAAAUGUGAUAAAUCAGAAGCAAAAAAACAAUUGAAAGUGCUCGAUAAUCCAAUAAAUUGUUCAUAGAACACAAUCGGAUUACUGUGGCUGGAAUUUUGAGCUGCGAACAAGGAAUUCAAAAUUUCAAUUUUUUACAGGGCGGUUAUUUUGCAUACUGUGUAAUGCUUCACUCAUUAUUCUACAUGUUUCUAUGUUUUCCAAUUUCUUUCGGUUUUCGAUAUUGGAUUCUAAUUCGACCACUUCCUUCAAUGGCUAAAUGUAUUCAAUUGUGUUUGGGAUUGUGGAUGAUUGCUUUGGUGCAACAUGUGAGUUAAGGGAACUUUCAAAAUUUAGUGCCUAAUCUGCCUGAUCAAUCUGGAAAUUUUCCAGCUAAUGUAUUGGUCUCUAGAUGCUCCUAAGAAGCCCCUAAUCUUCAGAUUUUCAAAUAUAUGUUUUCUCUGAACCGAAAAGCUUGAAAAAUCGUCUUUCAGAUCCUCUUCAUUUUCUCCGAAUCUCCCGAGCAAGAAAUCCGGGAUUAUUUGAAACUCAACAAACCCGCCUAUCAUUUGGACGAUUUUUUCGUCUCUGGAAAUCAUAUGAUAAAUUCGCCACUAACUUCAAUCACAUUGGCCACAAUUGUUCUUCCAAUGUUCCCGAUUUAUUGUCUAGUCAUCUACUUUUACAAAAAAGUUCAUUCGAAUCUAAUGGCGAAUGUUACGGUAAUUCUAAUUAGGCUAAUUAACAACACAAUGUGUUUUUUUAGAAAAUGAGCCCGGGAACAAUGAAAGGUCAUCGAAAACUGAUCGAAGUUCUCACAAUUCAAGCAUCUCUUCCACUUUUAUUCAUUUUUCCACCAAUAACUGUAUAUGGAUUAUAUCAUUUGGAAGUUAUUGAUUUUACGAUUGCAGAGUAUGCAGUCUACACAAUUUUCAGGUUUGAAUUUUGUUUUUUGAAGAACUUUGGUUUAUCAUAAUUUUAAGAACUUCCCAAAACUCUCCAACCUUUCAAUUCCAGUUUCAUGCCAUUAGUCUCUCCACUCAUCUCAAUUUUCUACAUCAAACCAUACAACGUGGCAUUCCGAAGAAUAUUCUUCAACAAACUUCCAGUCGUUCCACAAGUCACAAAAUGGCAGACAAGAUAUCAAGACGGCGGUGAAACACAAUAUUCAUCUUCGAGGCUUGAAUAG